Molecule: messenger RNA, 759 nt
Organism: Closterium sp. Yama58-4
Lineage: Eukaryota; Viridiplantae; Streptophyta; Zygnematophyceae; Desmidiales; Closteriaceae
Source: the annotation of a GenBank genome assembly
AUGUCGAGAUUCGACCUUUUAGGCUACCCGGUCCCUGAAAUGUGGCAUUUCCUGACAUCCUUGAAGCAGUGGCUGGACAUCCUCAUUGGUGCUGCACGUGGCUUGGAGUAUCUCCACAGCUUUGGCCUUGUGCAUCGCGACAUCAAACCCGCCAACAUCCUCCUCACCGCAGACAUGCAGGCCAAGAUUGCGGACUUCGGGCUGGUGAGAGUGGUAGAGGGCUCCACAGUGGGCACCACUCGAGUGAUGGGAACACCGGGCUAUGUGGAUCCCAUCUACUUCCGCACGUCAAAGGCAACCAGCGCUACUGAUGUCUACAGCUUCGGUGUGCUCAUGCUUGUGGUCCUCACACAACGGAGCCGCCCGCUCUAUAUGGAUGAUGGAAAUUGCGAGCACAUCUUGUCAUGGGUGGAGGAGUGCAUUUCCUCCGGCGCCCCAUCCCGCCUCAAGGACCUCAGCAUGGACGCCCCGGAUGAUGCUGUGCUGCGCCUGGCCCAGCUGGCUCUUAGUUGCACUGUGCAGCGCACUGCAAGCCGACCGAGCAUGACAGGCAUUGCCAACGAGCUGCUUGCUACCAGGAAUGAGGCGGUGGGGGCAGAGGAGCUGAGUGCAGCAAUUAAGGUGGACGAGCAAGCCCAAGAGAUGAAGAGUGCCUCUUCCAUUGUGACAGGCUUGGAUGCUCCUCUGCGGUUUGCUGAUAAGCCUCCUACAUGGAAGUCUCUGUGGCAAGCAGCUAGUUACUGGACUAAAUUUGUCUGA